AAAAAAUAGUAUAUAUUUAUAAUAUUUAAGCAACCGUAUAUUUAAUUCAGUUUUAUUGAAAGAAAACAAAACCGUGGAAAACUGUGCCAUGAAGGGCUCUUGAAAUACUUGUAAACUGUAAAAAUUUAUAUAGACGUCGUGAUAAAUGCAUAAAUAACUGAGAAAAAUUCGUUCCACUGACAUUUUUCACCAACGAAUGUGUUAACCAAUAUCUUCAGGAACAUGCAUUUAAGAAAAUAAUCUGUGUUAACUGACGCUAAUACAAGGGAUUUUUUAAAAGACAAAUCAUUACUGACGGGUAACAACUAAUUAUGGCAUUUUCUAGCUUAGCAUCCCGUGUGAAGAUGGGAAAGAAGGUGGAGAAAGGUUUAAACAAGGAGAAAAACCAAUCUGCAACCAGCCAGGAUGAAUUGGAUUCAAAUAAAGCUCUUGAACCACAUGUGUGCACGGGAAACUUUUCAGCCGACUUCAGCGAGUUGUGCCGCCGGAACAACAUGACCUUUAUUCCACCUGUGAUAAUGCGUCCACGACCGCCGGCUCCUGUGGUACAACAGGAAGUCAGUCCAGCAAAAGGGGGCAAGGACAAAGGUAAACCAUCAGUCACACAACCAGAACCCGAACAGGAGGAAAAUGCAGAGGAUGGAGAGCCUGUAGAUGCACCGCCCAAAACUUUCACAACUAAAGACAAGUUUGAAUAUUUCAAGCCAUCAAUACAAGUUGAAAUGGAUAACCAGGAUAAGCCUGACACAGUCAAUGAAAUAUUUAUCAGAGGAUGGAAAGUUGACACAGUCAUGAUGGAUAUAUUUAAACAGUGCUGGCCAACCAUGGAAAAGUUACACUCUAUCAAUUUAUGGAACACGGGAUUAAAUGAUGACACGCUACAUACACUAUCAACGAUUCUGCCGCAGUGUCCAAAUAUAAAAAAUGUGACUUUAGAUGGUAAUGCUACAGAAAAAGAAGACUGGUUUGAGUUGAUCACAGAGGAGAGCCCUGUACAGAAUUUAUCAUUGCGUCAUUGUGGAAUUACCAAUAAAGGGGCAAAAAUGAUUGGUCGAUGUCUUGGUAGUGCCAAACGUGCAAAUACAAAGCUUCUUACUUUAAAUUUGAGUAAUAACAAAAUCGGAGAGGAAGGAUUGGAAGAAAUUGCACAGGGACUCAGAUUGAACAGGACACUUUUGUCAUUGUCACUUGCAAGCAAUGAGAUUAGAGACAAAGGAGUUGUCAAGCUUUCAGAGGUUCUGUCCAGAUUUCCACUGACACAUGAGGAAGUUGUUGAACGCAGGAAGCUUAUGUCAGACAGAAGUUCCCCAGACAGAAAUAAAUCUCCCCCACUCAGCCGGCGGGCCGACUCCAAGGACCGACCAGGCAGUGUCAGAAGUAGCACUCACCAAGACAAGGGUGGUAAGAAAAAUGAGAAACCCUCAGCAAAAGCCAAAAAGGAUGGAAAAGGGGGGAAGGAGGAGAAAGAGGAGAAACAUGAGAAAACGAAAGGAAAGAAAGAAAAAGAAGACAAAGCUGGAGCUAAGAAAGACCAUUUAAAAGUUCCCUCUCAUGGUCACCGACCAGGCAGCCCUGGUAAACAUUUUGACCAUGGUCAUCAUAGUGUCGGAGCAAAUGUUGGAGGUCGCAGUUCUGGAGCAGAUAUGCAAAAUGGCAAUACUAGUAGAAGGGCAUCCCUGGCAGCAGAUGCUAAAGGCAAGGGAAAUAAAACUAAAGGGAAAGAAAAAGGCGGGAAACCUGCUCAGGAACAAGAGCCUGCAGACAGUCAAGACUUCAUAAACCCUCUACUAGAAGGUGCAGAUUAUAUAGAUGGUCGUCUGUGGGUGGCAGGAAACAGAGUGCUCAUCAACUUGAACCUUUCAAGAAAUGAAAUUGGGGAGACAGGACUUGAAGCGCUUCUGAAGGCGAUGCAGUACCAGACCACAUUAUGUAUGGAAAAUAAAAGCAGUGGAACUGGAUUGAUGAGAUUAUUAGUGGGAAAGAACAAAGUGAGAUCAAGUCACGAAUUGCUUCAAAAGAUAACAGAUAUCAUGCUACCCAAAGACCCGUUCUACAAACCUCCACCACAGACGCCAGAAGUUAAUGAAGCCUAACAAUUUAGAUAAAUUAUAUAUAUUAUUACCGAUGGGACAGAGGCCUAAGGAGAAAAAUGUGAACAAGUUGCAUUGAACAUUUUGAUAACAUUCCUAAAUGAGCUGCAGUAUUAAUUGUUAUUAGUUUGCAUUUUUAGUAGACAUAAUUUGGAACAUUUCUAUAGGUUUAAGAAAGAAAACACUGCAAUAUAAUAUAUAUGUCUGUCAAGAUGUACUUAACAUGAAUGAUACAUAAUUAUUAUAAUGUCAUUUAUGCAUAAAACUAAAAUACAAGAUGGUUAAAGUACAAGUAUUGUAGUUUACAAAGAUGUUACAUUGUUUUGAAUUUUGAAGGUUGCUGUUAGAAAUUCUCCAAACGGACCCGUCCAGUACAAUGAACAAUGACCCAGUUUUUACUAUAGCGUCCAUAUUUGACUGUGAUAAUAUUUUGUUCUGUUUAGUUAUAUGAAAUUGUUUAUAAAACUAAUUUAUAAUAUUAAUUAUUUUUAUGCUGAUAAAAUGUGAUAAAUUGUUUAUGUGCAUUUAUGUUCAAAAUGGAUGAAUAAAUGAAUGAAUGUCA
This is a messenger RNA of Mercenaria mercenaria, 2652 nucleotides long. RefSeq names its product leucine-rich repeat-containing protein 71-like. The transcript has 19 exons. The record is from RefSeq and is a predicted model, not a curated record. Lineage: Eukaryota; Metazoa; Mollusca; Bivalvia; Venerida; Veneridae. Gene Ontology annotation, molecular function: protein binding. Bases 312 to 2093 code for a protein of 593 amino acids.